AUGACAGGAAGAGGGAGAGCGCGUGCUAGAGGGAGAGCAAGAAAAGCAGAAGAUGAUGAAAUUUGGAGGCCAGGUGAACAGAGCACACAGGCCCAACAGCCCCGAGUACAGGAUGAAGGUGCCCAAGCUGGUCCUGAGCGUUCCUUGAGAGGUGCCCAAGCUGGACCUAAUCAGGUUCUCAGAGGUGCCCAAGCUGGACCUAAUCAGGUUCUCAGAGGUGCCCAAGCUGGACCUAAUCAGGUUCUCAGAGGUGCCCAAGCCCAGCUAGAAGAUGCGAGAAGAGGAAUUGGAAAUCUGCAGAUUCAGAGAUCAGUUGGUCACUCAGGACAGCCUGUUGAGCUGAUGGCUAAUUAUUUCCGCCUUACGGAGAGUAAGAACUGGAUCUAUUACCAGUACCACAUAGACUUCAGCCCACCUCUGGACUCCACAAGAAUGAAGAAGAAGGUGUUUCAUCAACUUCCACAGUUUAGGAAGAAAACCACUAUCUUUGAUGGAGGAAUACUUUACCUGCCUCAAAGAAUGCCAGAUAAGGUCACAGAGGUCACUGUGGGGUCACCAGUCGAUAACUCACCAAUCAGAGUGACCAUCAGAGAGACCAGAGAGAUGUCCGGUGCUGACCCAGAGACCGAGAAGUUGUACUGUGUCCUGCUAGGAAGAAUUUUGGAAAAUCUACUGGGGAUGACAUUCAUUGGUAGAAAUUACUAUGACAUGAGUCCAGAAGUUGUAAAGAAAUACCCUGAUCACCGUUUAUCCAUUUAUCCUGGCUAUGUAACAAGCAUUGCUAAUUACGAGAGUGGAAUGCUCCUUUGUGCCGACAUAAGCCACAAAAUUCUACGAGACGACACAAUGUGGACUCUCUUCCAGGAAGUCUAUGGCUUAGCUAGGGAUGAAGAAGAUCAUAAGAUGCAGAUUAGAGCUAGAUAUGUGGGAUGUACUGUCAUAACGAGGUACAACAACAGAACUUAUAAAAUCGCUGAUGUUGACUUUUCCAAGCAUCCCACCGAUUCAUUUCCCAGGGCUGACGGAACAAGCAUGACCUACAUUGACUAUUACAAACAGCAAUACAACAUAAAUCUUACUGAUGUAGCGGUACAGCCAUUGAUUCUACAUCGCGUUCCGAGGCGAGAGAGACGACCGGGCCGCCCUGAGUUUGUAUACCUGAUUCCUCAGCUGUGUCAUCUCACUGGGCUAACAGCUCAACAACGCUCAGAUUUUCGUGUCAUGAGGGACAUCGCUGAAACAACUCGCGUGGAAGCAUAUAAUAGAGCAGCCAGUCUUCAGCAGUUUGUCAACAGAAUUAACAGUAACCCUCACUUCCAGAGAGAGAUGGAGGGCUUGUCAUUCUCUACUGACAUGUUGACUGUCAAAGGAAGGAUCCUCGCCAGAGAGAGUGUAAAAGUCAGAGAUUCCCGCAAAAUGGAAGUAGAUUUAAAGUUCAAAAUGGAGGAUGCUGCAUGGGGAAGAGAGAUGCACAACAUGCAUCUGUCACUUCCUGUCAAGCUGUCGAGCUGGGUGCUUCUCUGUCCCAGCUAUUGUUCUAAUGUUACAGGCAACUUUAUCAGUCAGCUACAGAAUGUAGCUCAUAAAAUGGGGAUACAGAUAGAUUAUCCUAUGUUACCUCAGAUGACGAAUGAUAACAUUGGCACUUAUGACAAGAUGCUAAAGCAGACGGUCAAUCCCAGUACCCAGUUAGUGAUGUGUAUCCUCCCCAACUAUCAGAAGUCACGCUACGACCAUAUAAAGUCAGUCUGCUGUGUCACUCACCCAGUUCCCAGUCAGUGUGUGGUAAAGAAAACGAUCAGUAAUCAUAAAACCCUGAUGUCAGUAGCUACCAAAAUAGCCAUCCAGAUCAACUGUAAACUAGGGGGGUUCCCCUGGGAAGUCGCCAACCCUCUGUCUAGACAUGCAGUGAUGCUGGUAGGGAUAGACACCUAUCAUGACAGUAAGACUAGAAACCUGUCCUAUGCUGGUGUGGUGUGCUCCAUCAACCCUGGCUUCAACUGCUACUAUUCCAAGACUCUGGCACAACACCCAGGGGAAGAACUGCUGAAUGGAAUCACCGUCUGCAUCUUUGCUGCAAUGAAGAAGUACCAUGAGAGAAAUGGCUACUUCCCUAGGCGGGUGAUUGUUUAUCGUGAUGGUGUGGGUGACGGACAGAUCCAGGCUGUUCUUGAACAUGAGAAGCCCCAGUUCCUGGCAGCCUUUGACAGACUGAAUUUGGUGCAGCCCGAUGAUAGGCCUAAGCUAUCCAUCAUUGUUGUGAAAAAAAGGAUAAACACUCGAUUUUUCAUGAGAGGAACCAAAAAGAACCCAAAUCCUGGAACAGUUGUGGAUACAAACGUCACCAAACCAAGACCAAAUGUCUUGUACGACUUCUUUUGUGUGUCACAGUCGGUAAGACAGGGAACAGUGACUCCAACACAUUACAAUGUGGUAGAGGAUGAAAACGGUGAAUUCCUCACACCAGACCGCAUGCAGCAAUUGGCGUACAAAUUGACACAUUUGUAUUACAACUGGCCGGGAACCAUUCGGGUUCCAGCGCCUUGUCAGUACGCCCAUAAAUUGGCCUACCUGACCGGUCAGUCCCUCCACAGGGACCCGUCCGAGCUGUUGGCUGACCGUCUCUUUUUCCUGUGAAACUUGACGGAGUACCAGUGCUAUGAAUUGUUUUAAUUAACAACAAUAGUAUCCUGGCUAUGGAUACAGGUGAAGUACCAGUGCUAUGAAUUGUUUUAACAAACAGUAAUACUAUCCUGUGUAUGGAUACAGAGACUUGUAUAUAGACAUUGUUUACACUAGAGGUCAUGAAGUACAGACCUUAAAAAUGACUUACUAUAUGUUAAAGUUAGAAUUAAUAUAUUUAUGUAUUAGUUUUGUGUGUAUCAUGUACAGGUAUUCAGUGAAUUGUUGUAUUUUAGUACAUAUCAAGUUGUAUUGUCAUUGGAGAUUAUUUGGAGUGUAUUAUUUAGUUUACAAUAAAAGUGGUGAUGGAUUUAAUAUACCUGUUAUCUUCCUAAUGGAGAAACAUUUGUACUUCACAUAAAAUUACUUCAGAUCAGGGAAUAUAUUUUCUCAAAGAAAGCUAUUUUGGCAAGUUCAAAAGCAACUUAGGUAUAAAUGUGUAUAUGGUCAGUAGCUAAAACAUUAUUAUCUCCUAAUCACAGGGCUGUAAAGUUUGUCAUAUUAUAUUGGUAAAAUGGUUAAAUCUGUAACAAGAAAAAAAA
Messenger RNA from Saccostrea cuccullata (small rock oyster), 3224 nucleotides. Its product is annotated as piwi-like protein 1. The transcript is spliced from 19 exons. Bases 1 to 2637 code for a protein of 878 amino acids. Gene Ontology annotation, biological process: regulatory ncRNA-mediated gene silencing. Gene Ontology annotation, molecular function: piRNA binding; protein binding; RNA endonuclease activity. NCBI's taxonomy places the organism in Eukaryota, Metazoa, Mollusca, Bivalvia, Ostreida, Ostreidae. The record is from RefSeq and is a predicted model, not a curated record. Gene Ontology annotation, cellular component: P granule.